AUGUCACCAUCAAGAGGACUCAACUCCUCCGUCUUGAGAAUUCUGCGGCUCUCAAAAGUAAAAUUGAAUUCCAAUCAAUCUCGAACCAUCUCCAUUUUCACAGAAAUACCUAAAGCCAAUACUCAAAUAUACGUUUCCCGAAGUCAUUCUCCGUACCUGAACUUGUCAAUCGAACAUCAUCUGUUGACGAAAUCGCCAGCGGAGUCCACGAUUCUCUUCCUCUACACAAACAAACCCUCGAUAAUUAUCGGCCGAAACCAGAACCCCUGGGUAGAAUGCAACCAUGCAGCUAUACGCAGCAGUCCUCUGCAACCACUGCUUGUCCGUCGGCGAUCUGGAGGGGGAACAGUCUGGCACGAUGAAGGAAAUGUGAAUUACAGCGUCAUCUGUCCAACUGAAAAGUUCGACAGGAAUAAGCAUGCGGAAAUGGUGGUUCGUGCACUGCACUCAUUAGAUGUGCAAGGCGCAAAGGUCAAUGAACGGCAUGAUAUUGUGAUGAAUACUCCAGAAAGUACGGUGCCGUUCAAGAUCUCGGGAAGCGCAUACAAGCUCACAAGGCUACGGAGUUUGCAUCAUGGUACCUGCUUGCUAAGCAGUCCCAAUCUGAAAGAUAUUGGGAAGUAUCUGGGCAGUCCGGCUAAGAAAUUCAUCAAGGCUCGAGGGGUGGAUAGUGUGAGGAGCAAGAUUACCAAUGUCCACGUCGGAAACGAAGACUUUGAGAAUGCAGUCGUGGAGAAAUUUAGAGACAUGUAUGGAAAUGUCGAGACUACAUUCGUCGGAGAAGAAGAAGGAACUGUACCAGCGAUUGAAAAAGGCGUCGAGGAACUUAGUUCUCCCGAUUGGAUAUAUCGUCAAACUCCUCAAUUCCACUUCUCAUACCCAUCCGCACCCGCUUCAGAAGAACUUGAACCAGUACAGACACGUUCAUGGAAUAUCGCUUUUAUAGCUCGAAAUGGUGUCAUAACCAAAUCAAUAGAACACAACAUCUCCUCUGCACCAGGUGAUUCAAAUUCUUCAUCCGUCGAGAAUAGUAUCAUAGGCACGAAUGUCUACGAAGUUACGGAUUGGGCUCAUAUACUUCCAGUACAUGAGCAACAGGAAAUCCCAGUUGCAAAGGCUAUGAACGAUAUGCUCUUGGUUGGUGUGACACCAGCACAGGGAAUAUAA
This is a messenger RNA of Glarea lozoyensis ATCC 20868, 1167 nucleotides long. RefSeq names its product Class II aaRS and biotin synthetase. Gene Ontology annotation, molecular function: lipoyltransferase activity. Bases 1 to 1167 code for a protein of 388 amino acids. Gene Ontology annotation, cellular component: mitochondrion; cytoplasm. NCBI's taxonomy places the organism in Eukaryota, Fungi, Ascomycota, Leotiomycetes, Helotiales, Helotiaceae. The transcript has 3 exons. The record is from RefSeq and is a predicted model, not a curated record. Gene Ontology annotation, biological process: protein lipoylation.